CGGCGGCUGUGGAGAAGAGCGGUCCGGAGUCGCGUCAUCCCUUGGUGUAGCAGUGGGUUUCGUAGUUUUGUGGGGGUUUUUCGGGGUUCUUGGGCCUCUUUACGACCGUCACCAUGGAGGUGUCGCCGCUGCAGCCUUUAAGUGAAAAUAUGCAAAUGAACAAAAAGAAAAAUGAAGAUGCUAAGAAAAGACUGUCUAUUGAAAGGAUCUAUCAAAAGAAAACACAAUUGGAACAUAUUUUGCUCCGCCCAGACACCUACAUUGGAUCUGUGGAAUUAGUGACCCAGCAUUUGUGGGUUUAUGAUGAAGAAAUUGGCAUUAACUAUAGAGAAGUCACUUUUGUUCCUGGUUUGUACAAAAUCUUUGAUGAGAUUCUAGUUAAUGCUGCCGAUAAUAAGCAAAGGGACCCCAAAAUGUCUUGUAUUAGAGUCACAAUUGACCCGGAAAACAAUUUAAUUAGUAUAUGGAAUAAUGGAAAAGGAAUUCCUGUUGUUGAACAUAAAGUUGAAAAGAUGUAUGUUCCUGCUCUCAUAUUUGGACAUCUCUUAACUUCCAGUAACUAUGACGAUGAUGAAAAGAAAGUAACAGGUGGUCGAAAUGGCUAUGGAGCCAAAUUGUGUAACAUAUUCAGUACCAAAUUUACUGUGGAAACAGCCAGUAGAGAGUACAAGAAAAUGUUCAAACAGACAUGGAUGAAUAACAUGGGGAAAGCUGGUGAGAUGGAGCUCAAGCCCUUUAGUGGAGAAGAUUACACAUGCAUCACCUUCCAGCCUGAUUUAUCCAAGUUCAAAAUGCAAAACCUAGAUAAAGAUAUUGUUGCACUAAUGGUUAGAAGAGCAUAUGAUAUUGCCGGAUCAACUAAAGAUGUCAAAGUCUUUCUUAAUGGAAAUAAGCUUCCAGUGAAAGGAUUCCGUAGCUAUGUGGAUAUGUAUCUGAAGGAUAAGUUAGAUGAAACUGGCAACCCAUUGAAAGUAAUACAUGAACAAGUAAACCACAGAUGGGAAGUGUGCUUAACAAUGAGUGAAAAAGGAUUUCAGCAAAUUAGCUUUGUCAAUAGCAUUGCUACUUCCAAGGGUGGCAGACAUGUUGACUAUGUAGCUGAUCAGAUUGUGAGUAAACUUGUUGAUGUAGUGAAGAAGAAGAACAAGGGUGGUGUUGCAGUAAAAGCACAUCAGGUGAAAAAUCACAUGUGGAUUUUUGUGAAUGCCUUAAUUGAAAACCCAACUUUUGACUCUCAGACAAAAGAAAACAUGACUUUACAAGCCAAGAGCUUUGGGUCAACAUGUCAAUUAAGUGAAAAAUUCAUCAAAGCGGCAACUGGCUGUGGUAUUGUAGAAAGCAUACUAAAUUGGGUGAAGUUUAAGGCCCAAGUCCAGUUAAACAAGAAGUGUUCAGCUGUAAAACAUAACAGAAUCAAAGGAAUUCCAAAACUUGAUGAUGCCAAUGAUAUCAUGGAAAAUGCAGAAAUUAACAAUAUCAUCAAGAUUGUUGGUCUUCAGUAUAAAAAAAACUAUGAAGAUGAAGAUUCAUUGAAGACUCUUCGUUAUGGAAAGAUAAUGAUUAUGACAGAUCAGGACCAAGAUGGUUCCCAUAUCAAAGGUUUGCUAAUUAAUUUUAUUCAUCACAACUGGCCUUCCCUUCUACGACAUCGUUUUCUGGAGGAAUUUAUCACUCCCAUUGUGAAGGUGUCUAAAAACAAGCAAGAAAUGGCAUUCUACAGCCUUCCUGAAUUUGAAGAAUGGAAAAGUUCUACUCCAAAUCAUAAAAAAUGGAAAGUCAAAUAUUACAAAGGUUUGGGCACCAGCACAUCAAAAGAAGCUAAGGAAUACUUUGCAGAUAUGAAAAGACAUCGAAUCCAAUUCAAAUAUUCUGGACCUGAAGAUGAUGCUGCAAUCAGCCUGGCUUUUAGCAAGAAACAGAUAGAUGAUCGAAAGGAAUGGCUAACUAAUUUUAUGGAGGAUAGAAGACAACGGAAGUUACUUGGCCUUCCUGAGGAUUAUUUAUAUGGACAAACUACCACUUAUCUGACAUACAAUGACUUCAUAAACAAGGAACUUAUCCUGUUCUCAAAUUCUGAUAAUGAGAGAUCUAUCCCAUCUAUGGUAGAUGGUUUGAAACCAGGUCAGAGAAAAGUUUUGUUUACUUGUUUCAAACGGAAUGACAAACGAGAGGUAAAGGUUGCCCAGUUAGCUGGGUCAGUGGCAGAAAUGUCCUCUUAUCAUCAUGGUGAGAUGUCAUUAAUGAUGACCAUUAUCAAUUUGGCUCAGAAUUUUGUGGGUAGCAAUAAUUUGAACCUAUUGCAGCCCAUUGGUCAGUUUGGUACCAGGCUGCACGGUGGCAAAGACUCUGCUAGCCCUCGAUACAUCUUUACAAUGCUCAGCCCUUUGGCUCGGUUGUUAUUUCCACCAAAAGAUGACCACACACUAAAGUUCUUAUAUGAUGACAAUCAACGUGUUGAACCUGAAUGGUACAUACCUAUUAUACCUAUGGUGCUAAUAAAUGGUGCUGAAGGCAUCGGAACUGGGUGGUCCUGCAAAAUUCCCAACUUUGAUGUUCGUGAAGUUGUAAAUAACAUCCGGCGUUUGAUGGAUGGAGAAGAACCUUUGCCAAUGCUGCCAAGUUACAAGAACUUCAAGGGUACUAUUGAAGAGCUGGCUUCAAAUCAAUAUGUAAUUAGUGGUGAAGUAGCUAUUCUUAAUUCCACCACCAUUGAAAUCUCAGAGCUUCCUAUCAGAACAUGGACCCAGACAUACAAAGAACAGGUUCUAGAACCCAUGUUGAAUGGCACUGAGAAGACACCCCCUCUCAUCACAGACUAUAGGGAAUAUCAUACAGAUACUACAGUGAAGUUUGUUGUAAAGAUGACUGAAGAAAAACUGGCAGAAGCAGAGAGAGUUGGAUUACACAAAGUCUUUAAACUCCAAACUAGUCUCACCUGCAAUUCUAUGGUACUUUUUGACCAUGUAGGGUGUUUAAAGAAAUAUGACACAGUGUUGGAUAUUCUAAGAGACUUCUUUGAACUCAGGCUCAAAUAUUAUGGAUUAAGAAAAGAAUGGCUACUAGGAAUGCUUGGUGCCGAAUCUGCUAAACUGAACAAUCAGGCUCGCUUUAUCUUAGAAAAAAUAGAUGGAAAAAUUGUCAUUGAAAACAAGCCUAAGAAAGAACUUAUUAAAGUUCUGAUCCAGAGGGGAUAUGAUUCAGAUCCUGUGAAAGCCUGGAAAGAAGCCCAACAAAAGGUUCCAGAUGAGGAAGAAAAUGAAGAAAGUGACAAUGAAAAGAAUGAAUCUGUACCAGAUUCAGGGCCAUCCUUCAACUACCUUCUUGAUAUGCCCCUUUGGUAUCUAACCAAGGAAAAAAAGGAUGAACUAUGUAAACAAAGAAAUGAAAAGGAGCAAGAACUGGAUACAUUAAAGAAAAAGAGUCCAUCAGAUUUAUGGAAAGAAGACUUAGCUGCAUUUAUUGAAGAAUUAGAGGUUGUUGAAGCCAAGGAAAAACAAGAUGAACAAAUAGGGCUUCCUGGAAAAGGAGGGAAAGCCAAGGGGAAGAAAACACAAAUGAUGGAAGUUUUGCCUUCUCCACAAGGAAAAAGAGUCAUUCCCCAAGUGACCAUAGAAAUGAAAGCAGAAGCAGAAAAGAAAAUUAAAAGGAAAAUUAAGAGUGAAAACACUGAGGCUAAGGAGGAUGGGAUGGAAAUAGAAAGCCUAAAAGAAAGAUUGGAGAAGAAACAGAAAAGAGAACCAGGUGCCAAGGCAAAGAAACAAACUACAUUGCCAUUUAAACCUGUCAAAAAAGGAAAGAAGAAAAACCCUUGGUCAGAUUCAGAAUCAGAUAUGAGUAGUACUGAAAGUAAUUUUGAUGUUCCUCCACGAGAAAUAGAGCCACGGAGAGCUGCAACAAAAUCCAAAUUCACAGUGGAUUUGGAUUCAGAUGAAGAUUUUUCAGAUUUUGAUGAAAAAAUUGAAGAUGAAGAUUUUGUCCCAUCGGAUGCUAGUCCACCUAAGACCAAAGCUCCCCCAAAACAUACUGAAAAAGAACUGAAGCCACAGAAAAGUGCCACUUCAGUAGUUAACUUGGAUGAUGCUGAAGAAAAUGUAGCCCCUUCUUCAAGCCUUCCAUCUGCUGACUUACCAGCUAAAAUUGAAAUUCUAACUCAACCUUCUAAAAAGAAUGUGACAGUGAAGAAGACAACAACAAAAAGUCAGUCUUCCACCUCUGUUGCUGGUACCAAAAAAAGGGCAGCUCCCAAAAAAACCAAAACAGAUCCAGCCUUAAAUUCUGAUAACUCUCAAAAGCCUGACCCUGCCAAGAACAAGACUCGCCGCAAAAGGAAGCCAUCCACUUCUGAUGAUUCUGACUCUAAUUUUGAGAAAAUCAUUUCUAAAGCAGCCACAAGCAAGAAACCCAAAGGGGAGACCGAUGAGUUCCUUCUGGACUUUGACUCAGCUGUGGCUCCUCGGGCAAAGUCUGUACGAGCCAAGAAACCUAUCAAGUACCUUGAAGAGUCAGAUGAAGAUGACCUGUUUUAAAAUGUGAAUGGUCUCAUUCCGCCUAAGACUGGUUUUUAAGUUACUUGAAGUUCUUAAUUUCCUCUCCCGAAUACUGUACACAAGACUAACAAAGUAAAGUGAAUAGAGUCCAUAGACCCUUAGCUUCUUAUAUAGUGUACUGUCUAAAUAAUGAUCACCUUGUGAGCAUUAUUUUCUUCUCUACUUUGUCUGUGCUUUCUCUGUUUUCUUUGAUUAAAAUCAGAUUUCAUAUUCUUCUAGACUCAAGUUAUAUGGUCACUUCAGCAAAAAAAAAAAAAUUAUCAAAAUAUUAAGCUAAAACUGGAGCCAUUUUACUUAAGUAUUACUCUGCCUCCUUCCCUGUUUUUACUAAAUAGGAGGUAGCAUAAUUUAUUGUUUCAUCUUAAUUUUAUAGAUAAUAUUCUACCAAGUAGAACUUGAUAGCUUUAGUACAAAUAUUAUUUGUCCUUUUAAGUGAUUUUUGUUUAAACAAUGAGAAAUUGCUCCUAUCCUGAACAUCAUGUGCUGAAGAAAACCACCCUAUGUCUGAAGGAACUUAUAGUCAGCAGUAUUAAGAAAAUUAGACCAGUUGUUUGACUGUCAACUCUUGACUUGUCCCCUUUGCUGCCUUGAGUCCCUGUCUCCCAGAACAGAUUUCUAGAGAAUGUUGAACUCUGAUUUUAAGACCUUUCUAGAUUGGUAUAUGUGUUUCUUGAGUGAUAUUAUCAGUGUUUUUAUAAAUAUUUACUAUGUUUUUCUACUUAGCUUCAUCCUUUUGUAUUUUAAUAAAAAUGUUCCAAGCAUU
Messenger RNA from Dipodomys ordii (Ord's kangaroo rat), 5310 nucleotides. It is a transcript of the gene Top2a, whose product is annotated as topoisomerase (DNA) II alpha 170kDa. Gene Ontology annotation, molecular function: DNA binding; ATP binding; DNA topoisomerase type II (double strand cut, ATP-hydrolyzing) activity. NCBI's taxonomy places the organism in Eukaryota, Metazoa, Chordata, Mammalia, Rodentia, Heteromyidae. The transcript is spliced from 34 exons. Gene Ontology annotation, biological process: sister chromatid segregation; apoptotic chromosome condensation; resolution of meiotic recombination intermediates. Gene Ontology annotation, cellular component: nucleus. The record is from RefSeq and is a predicted model, not a curated record. Bases 114 to 4526 code for a protein of 1470 amino acids.